Myotis myotis is the source of this 951-nucleotide messenger RNA. Its product is annotated as olfactory receptor 52A5-like. The record is from RefSeq and is a predicted model, not a curated record. Gene Ontology annotation, cellular component: membrane. NCBI's taxonomy places the organism in Eukaryota, Metazoa, Chordata, Mammalia, Chiroptera, Vespertilionidae. The coding region runs from base 1 to 951 and encodes 316 amino acids. Gene Ontology annotation, biological process: G protein-coupled receptor signaling pathway. The transcript has a single exon. Gene Ontology annotation, molecular function: G protein-coupled receptor activity; olfactory receptor activity.
AUGGAAUCGACCAACAUGUCAUAUCUGAACCCAAAGACAGUGAUCCUGAUUGGGAUCCCUGGACUAGAGCAUGUGCAGUUUUGGAUUGGAUUUCCCUUUUUGGGUUUAUGCCUAGUGUCUCUGCUAGGGAACAUUUUCUUGUUAAUCAUCAUUCCUAUGGAACGCAGUCUUCACCAGCCCAUGUACAUCUUCCUGGCAGUGCUGGCAGCCACUGACCUAGGUCUCUGUGUAGCCAUUGCUCCAAAGAUGUUGGCCAUCUUCUGGUUUGGCUCUUGUUCCAUGGCAUUUGAUGCUUGCCUUACUCAGCUCUUCUUCAUUCAUGCCUUGCAGGGUAUGGAAUCUGGCAUCCUGUUGGCCAUGGCCUUUGACCGCUAUGUUGCCAUCUGUAAUCCUUUGAGGCACACAUCCAUCCUCACACCUUUCUUUCUAGUUCAGUUGGUACUGAUGGUGGCAAUCCGGGCAACGGUGCUUGUUGGGAUUUUACCCAUUCUACUUAAACGACUGCAACUUUUCCAGUCUGUGGUUAUUGUCCAUUCCUACUGUGAGCACAUGGCUGUGGUCAAGCUGGCUGCAGAAGAUGUCCAUAUUAACAAAUCAUAUGGGCUCUUUGUAGCUUUUGCAAUUCUGGGAUUUGACGUGAUCUUUGUCUUCAUCUCCUACAUUCUAAUUUUUCAAGCUGUUUUUCAUCUUCCCCAGAAAGAGGCACGACUUAAAGCAUUCAACACUUGUACUGCCCAUAUUUUUGUCUUCCUGGAGUUUUAUAUUCUUGCCUUUUUCUCCUUCUUCAGCCACCGUUUUGGACAUGUGUCACCCUAUGUCCAUAUCCUAUUGUCUACCAUCUAUCUUCUUGUGCCCCCUGCCCUUAACCCCAUUGUCUAUGGUGUGAAGACCAAAGAGAUUCGCAGGCGGGUUGAACAGAUUUGUACUCUGAAGCCUGACACCCAAGAGUGA